AUGUACUUGGAAAACAUUUGUGUAAUUUUUGAAUCAAUUCCAAACGGAAACUGGAUCCAAAGGAAUGAUAGAUAUAGCAACACAGAACUCAAAAAGAUUUGUUGUUGGGUUUUUUUUCUUCUUCUUCUUCUAGAAGAGAAUGUGAGAAUCUACCAUAUUCAGUUACCUUCCAGUCCUUCACCUCCUCCUCCUUCUCUUCCUGACUCCUUCUUUCCUUCAGCAACCUGCUCCAGUAAAGACCAGCUGCCUCUGUCAGAGUCCAUUUCUUCUCCAUCUCCCCCAAGACUGAAGUUUGUGACCUACGAGAGCGAGCUGUGCCAUUCUGCAGCUCUGACAUCCUGCCCCUUUUGCCAGACUCGGGUCAUGACCCAGGUCGUCUACCGCGUCGGGACACACGCGUGGCUCAUGUGCCUUAUUUUUGUGCUCUGCGGGCUGGUCCUCGGCUGCUGCCUGAUCCCGUUUUUUGUUAACCACUUUAAGGAUGCGUAUCACACGUGCCCUCGAUGCCGACAGGUGCUGCACGUACACAAGAAGACCUGCUGGCAGUGAAGCAUAAUAAAUCAGAAAUAACAGAUUUUAACAAUGUGUUUUGGCUUGAGCUUCAAACUGAUCGCUGUAGGGAAAAUAAACCUGUGGAGGAAGCUGUCAGGCCUGAAUCUAAUGUGCCCAAGCCAGUACUUCAGGUUUCAGUCGUAUGUAUGUGCUUUUGUU
This is a messenger RNA of Thalassophryne amazonica, 711 nucleotides long. RefSeq names its product cell death-inducing p53-target protein 1-like. Lineage: Eukaryota; Metazoa; Chordata; Actinopteri; Batrachoidiformes; Batrachoididae. Bases 1 to 549 code for a protein of 182 amino acids. Gene Ontology annotation, molecular function: zinc ion binding. The record is from RefSeq and is a predicted model, not a curated record. The transcript is spliced from 4 exons.